Molecule: messenger RNA, 1104 nt
Organism: Emericellopsis cladophorae
Lineage: Eukaryota; Fungi; Ascomycota; Sordariomycetes; Hypocreales; Bionectriaceae
Exons: 4
Coding region: 1-1104 (367 amino acids)
Source: RefSeq, a predicted model, not a curated record
AUGCAAGAAGACAACGACGGACCGCCCAUCACGAUUCCUCUAGGGCACCAAACGAGCACCAGCAACCUGCUCAUGAUGCCUCAAUGUCGAGCACUGCUGGGAGAGUACCCGGAGGAAUUCUUCUUCAAGGUCGAAAUGAACCGGCCUCGGGCAUGGGCUGUCCGCACCAUGAUGGUGUCGGACCUCGACAACUUGGCAGACACUGUGAAAGUACGCUGGGUAGACGGCACCCAGUUUCUAGAGAGCUAUCUCAAACGAGUGCACCCCUUCCAUCCUUUUCUGGAUCGGGAUGAAGUCAGAGAGAUUUACGAGGACACCAUGCACAAAGGCAUUGGCAUCGACAACUCCUCGGCGCUUGUCUUGACGAUACUAGCCCUGGGUGCAACAGUGUCCGAUGCUGUGGAUCUAAAACCCGAGCUGAGGACAGGCGAGGCGUUCAUACAGCAGGCGCUGAAGAUUCUUUUCGCGUCGUGGACGUUUAAUUUCAGCGGUGACGUGAUUGUCUCUCAGGCCUUAUCACUAUGCUCCCUUGACAUACUUGCCGAGUUCCACCAGCCGCGGAAUGGCAUAGAGCUCCUCGUCGACCGAAUGCCAUUCCCCAACUAUGGCGAGUUACCUUCGCCCGAGAACCUCUACGCUCUUGCGGACAUAUCGGCAAGGGCUUUGUUGAACCGAAUACAUCACGCUCUGUUCUUCACUGAAAGCCUGAUCAUCUACUCGGGUCAUUCGUUGAACAAUCGCAACAUCUUCCGCGCAUUCGUGAUCUACGUCACCUCGAAGAUGUGGGAGGGAGAAGAGAUCCCCAAGACUGUACUGGACAUGUGCGAAAUUUGUCUUCAUGGCUGUCGCAUGUUUAUCAUCAUGGCGCAGCAUCUCAUCAGGGAAAGAUCGCCCUAUACCUACAGCGCAACUCAGUGCUGCUUGUCCAGUUCCAUCAUGGCCAUUGCAGCGCAAUCGCCCCCUCUAAAAGGCAUGAUUGCAGAUAUUGAGAGCAUUCAUGUGAUCACGUUGGAGCUUUUGGAACCUUGGGCACAGGCUGGCACUAGUAUCAAGACCGGCUACCAGAUUGCCUCUCUGAUAGCAGCUAAACAACUGUUCAAGUAA